Macadamia integrifolia is the source of this 2033-nucleotide messenger RNA. RefSeq names its product protein DETOXIFICATION 29-like. The record is from RefSeq and is a predicted model, not a curated record. Gene Ontology annotation, molecular function: xenobiotic transmembrane transporter activity; antiporter activity. The transcript is spliced from 8 exons. Gene Ontology annotation, cellular component: vacuolar membrane. NCBI's taxonomy places the organism in Eukaryota, Viridiplantae, Streptophyta, Magnoliopsida, Proteales, Proteaceae. Bases 223 to 1749 code for a protein of 508 amino acids. Gene Ontology annotation, biological process: xenobiotic detoxification by transmembrane export across the plasma membrane.
GGAUGGGCUUUUGAGACACAUCGUUUCCCCAGAUGAGCAGUUAAAAUUGCAGCUUUUAUACCUUAUUUACGUGCGAUCACCUCAUUCUUAAAUGACGAUUAGGACGAGACCGCCACAAGCUCAUCGCGUCUCAUACAUUUCUCUGCGACUCCUUCCCAGACCACCACACCCAACUGUCCAGUAGUACUACUCUUACCACUAUUCAAAAAAAGCUCCAAAAGCAUGGACAAUGGAAACCUGCAACCACUUCUCUCCAACCACGGGGAUCAAGAAGAUCAUCAGGAACUCACCAGAGAAAGAACCAUCUCCUUUACAGCCGAGGGAGACAUUGAGCACAUAAAAAGUUUCCGAGAUUACUUCACUCAGUUCGGUGUCGAAUCCAAGAAGCUCUGGUUCCUCGCCGGACCGGCAAUCUUCACUUCCUUAUGUCAAUACUCUCUAGGCGCCAUUACACAGGUCUUCGCCGGUCAAGUCGGUACUCUCGACCUCGCCGCCGUCUCCGUUGAAAACUCUGUAAUCGCUGGUUUCUCCUUUGGCGCAAUGUUAGGGAUGGGGAGUGCUCUGGAGACGUUAUGCGGCCAAGCAUUUGGAGCUGGACAACUGGACAUGUUGGGGGUUUAUAUGCAGAGAUCUUGGGUGAUCUUGAAUUCAACGGCGAUCGUUCUGAGUUUUCUGUAUAUAUUUGCAGAGAAAUUAUUGAAGCUGAUAGGGCAAUCGACUGAGAUCUCGAAGGCCGCCGGUGUGUUUGCGAUAUGGAUGAUUCCGCAACUCUUCGCUUACGCCGUAAAUUUUCCAAUCGCUAAGUUUCUUCAAUCUCAGAGUAAGAUGAUGGUGAUGGCGUUGAUAUCGGUGGCGGCUCUGUUACUCCACACCUUCUUCAGUUGGCUUUUGAUGCUGAAACUUGGUUGGGGAUUAGUCGGAGCAGCAAUCGUGCUUAACUCCUCCUGGUGGUUCAUAGUGGUGGCUCAACUGAUCUAUAUCUUCAGUGGCACAUGUGGUCGAGCUUGGACUGGUUUUUCCUGGAAAGCUUUUCAGAAUCUCUGGGCAUUCGUAAGGCUAUCGCUGGCAUCGGCUGUUAUGCUCUGCCUAGAGGUGUGGUACUUUAUGGCUUUGAUCCUCUUCGCUGGAUAUCUGAAGAACCCACAAGUUGCUGUGGAUGGCCUAUCUAUAUGUAUGAACAUUUUGGGUUGGGCAGUCAUGCUGGCUCUUGGAUUCAAUGCAGCCAUAAGUGUGAGGGUUUCCAAUGAAUUGGGAGCAGGGCAUCCAAGAACAGCUAAGUUUUCAGUUGCAGUUGUGGUUGUUACUUCAUUCCUCCUCGGCCUUGUCCUCUCACUCAUUUUGAUCAUCUCCAGAAAUGAAUUUCCAAUUGCAUUUUCAAGCAGUACAGAAGUGAGACAGCUCGUUUCUGAGCUAACCCCAUGGCUAGCAGUAUCCAUUGUCAUCAACAAUGUUCAACCUGUUCUCUCUGGGGUGGCAAUUGGAGCAGGGUGGCAAGCUUUUGUUGCGUAUGUGAACAUUGGGUGCUAUUAUAUAUUUGGGAUUCCAUUGGGUCUCAUCUUGGGCUAUAAGGUCGACUUGGGUGUCACGGGAAUUUGGUGCGGAAUGCUAUGUGGAACCAUUUUACAGACAUGCGUGCUGUUUUGGAUGAUUUACAAAACCAAUUGGAAAAAAGAGGCAUCAAUUGCUGAGGAUAGGAUACGGCAGUGGGGAGGAAACAACGAUGAGAAAUCCAAUGACAUUGAGAAGUAGAUUCGAGACCCCAAAAAAAAAAAAAUGGCACAUCACAUUUUCACCCAUUUAUAGCUUCUCUUCUAAGCACAAGAUUGAUGGGCAACAGUUGCGUAUGUCAAUGCAUCCUUUCAAGUUUCAACAUUGAAGGAGAAGAAAGCUGCGACAACUUCAAUUCAAAGGUAACUCUUUUGAGUUACAGGUUCGGUUCAUGUUGAGGCUUGGGCUAGACAUCAAGAACAAUCCAAUUUUCAUAUAUAUUCUCUGUUCAAUCCAGGAAGGAAUCUAAAAACACUUUCCGAUCC